CACGAAUGGUCACGAAUGUGAAUCGUAGUUUUGGACGGAACUGUGCGAGUAUUAACGGAGAAAAGGGGAUUUCCCUGUUUGUCAACCACAGUGAGAUGCAAGGAAGCCAACGGUAGAUGAGCCAAAUCAGGGAGUCUAUUUGUCUUAAAUAGACUCCCUAGUCAUAUAGUAGUCAAAUGCCAUGACCUCUCAUUGUUGGUGACAGAUUCGGUUCACAGGUUUAACCAUCCAUUGGUUUGGAAACGGAAACAGAGACAAAAUGGAUCGGAAACGGAAGGCCGAUGAUCCGUGUGAUGUCACAGUGCCGAAAAAGUCAAACUUACGUGAUGUCACAGACAAGAUGGAUCGGAAACGGAAGGCCGAUGAUUCCGGUGAUGACACAGUGCGGAAAAAGGCAAACUCAGGCGAUGUCACUGAAGAAUGUUUGUCAUCAGUUGAUGAUGAGUUACCAACACCACAGGGAUCCAGCCAAUCCACCUCACACGAUGCUAUGAACUGCUCUGUGACUGGUAUGACUGGUGGAACAGCCAUCAAUAGUAAAGUGGCAGGUGUGAUUUAUGAAGCAGCUGAAUGUUCACUUCUUCAACAUCUUAUUGCAGGGACCAGCCUGAAGAUCAGAUCAAGAGAUUCCACAAAACAUGUUCCAACCUACACGGAGAGGGCUGCCUACAGACAUCUGAAGGCGUGUGGCAGUGUCAUCAUCAGGGGAAGGUCAGGGUCAGGGAAGUCACAUCUGGGGUAUACCUUGUUAGAAAGGAUUGCAAAAUCAUCUUCAAGGAUACCGCUGAAGGUAUCGUCACCAGAUGAGUGGAAUUACAUACACAAAUCAAGUACUUCCGAUGAAAAGUUUGUUGUUCUGGUUGAUGACAUUUUUGGGAGAACUAAUUUGAUCCAAUCAAGUCUUGAAGAGUGGAGGAAAAAGUUUGAUGUAGUGUGGCCAUUUGUGGAGUCUGGACAGAUAUGGUUAGUGGUUACGUCACGGCCAGAAAUCAUUACUCAAGGUGAACCAGAAAUAUUUGGAUAUGAAGUAAUAAAUAAGUCAAAAGAGAUCAUUCUUGAUGACGGAGUGUAUCGUCUCCGAGAGGAAGAAAAACUACAGUUCCUUGACAAGUUGUGUGGAAAAUAUGUAAGAAAGGAAGACAUGAAAGAAAUAGCCAAUAUGGACACUGCUUUGGGAUUUCCACAAUGCUGUACAUUUUUCGCAACAAAUAAAGAGGCAAGGUCUAAAGGAGUGGAAUUUUUCAAGAAACCUUUUGAAUUUAUCAAAUAUCUGAUUGACUGUGUUAAGAAUGAUCAGCCUGAAGUAUAUUUUGUAUUGCUGUUGGUUUUCAUGAAUGAAGGACGUCUUUCUAUGGAAGAGUUCAUGUCAUUAGAGCAUGAGGAGAAAUUCGAAAUGCAAUAUAAGACCCUAAAGAAAUUUUGUAGGUUAAAGGAAGCUUGUCCUUCCACGGCUGACAUAAAAUGUACGGCGGAGUCUGUCUGUGGAGUGUAUCUUUGUCAUUCAGACGAUUGUUUCCAGUUCUCACACAGGUCAAUAUAUGAUGUCAUGUUUGUAGCCCUGUGUGAAGCUUGUCCUGAUUUAGGUAUCAGAAUGAGCACACCACUCAUGCUGCUAGAAUUUAUUCGAACUAGUGCACAGAAAGAAGAGGGAUGGAAACAAGGAAAUGUUGUUUUUCUUGCUAAAAAGAAAUAUCCAAUUUUGGUUGUUAAAGUCAGGGAGUAUCUGUCAAAUGAGAACAAUCGAUACAUUAUAUUGUCUCACCCAGCUUUACAAGACACAGAGUUCUUACAUGUGGUAUUUCAGGAAUGGGAAGCUGAUGACAUAUAUCAACUGUCCAGGCACAAGGGAGAGAAAGUCGUCAAGGACAUUGCUAUACCUCUGAGUAAAAAACUAGGUAUGCCCCAAACUGUGAACAUUCUUGAAUAUUGCUUGUUUCUAUCCCAUGUUAUCAUGAGUUGUAGGAAGGAGUUUGCUUUAAGUUUGAUCCAGUCACUCUGUGGAUAUGAAUCCGAGGAUAUCCAGCCUAUUUUCAAUGAAGCCUUGCUUUGUGCAGUGUUUACUUGUCAGAAUGACUUGGUGAAUGCCCUUCUUUCAAAUGGAGCUAAACCAAACAAGUUGUGUUUUCGAGCACUUUGUAACUCACCAAGAAUAGAUCCAAAUACCUCAACCACUAUUACUCGUCAGAUAGAAUGCAAUGCAACUGAUCUGAAACUGCUGUUAGUUCUUGCGAUUUGUUGCUGUAAUAAAACAGUGAUCCGGGUUUUAGUUCAAAGACUCACUGCUCAAAGUGAAGACCACAAACAGUUUUACAGCCAUUGCAUAGAGAUGUUGCUAAGAAUCAAUGGUAAUGGACACAUGGAUGUUACUGAAAUGAUGACAAAUACUGGAAGUGAUAUACUUGAAGUGAUGACGCUUCUUGAAGAAGGAGGUGGAAAACUGGAUUCCAGAAAAAUUAGCCUUGCAUCUACUCACAAAGACUCCACUGUGUUAGGGAAACUGUUGCUCAGAUCAAGUGAUGGUAUACAUGUGACUGAUGAAUUUGGUCGGACACCGUUACAUUUGGCUUGCAUGUAUGGCAGUGCUGAUGGUGUUAAAUUACUGUUGAAACAUGGGGCUGAGUUGACUGUGGACCAAGAAGGGGCAACUCCAUUUCAUUCUGCAUUGAAAUCAUCUAUUGACCAGAAGGAAAAGCUGAAGCUAUUGCUAGAUAAGAAUUCAACUAAUGAUGACAAUUUUAUCAACUUGACUGAUAACAUGAAGUGCACAGCUCUCCAUUAUGCUGCUCAACUCUCAGAUUCAGGUUGUGUGAAAAUGUUGGUAGAGGCCCAUGCUGACAUCAAUGUUCUGGAUGUCAGCAAACAGUCUUCUCUGUUUUAUGCUUCAAAAGCAGGUAUUCCGGAAUCAGUAGACAUUCUUUGUAAGAGCAAUGCCAUAAUAAGCAAAGACAUACAUGGUUUAGAACCAGUACAUUAUGCUGCUUAUGGCUGUGACCUUGAUGUUUUGAAAAUAUUCAUUCAAAAUGAUUGUAACACAUCAGUUUUGGACCACAAAGGGAGGACACUAUUACACUAUACAGUAACAAAUCUCAUCCAAGGGCAAACUGGUAUUGAGAGCAGAUUGGUGAAAAGGCGAUCUGUGAAUAGCAACAACAUGUUUCAGUGCAUACGCGAACUUAUUGCGACUGGUCUGAAUGUUAACAUUGUUGACAAAAAUGGUAGAUCCUGUGUCCUCGAUUCUACAGUAUGGCAGGGACUUGAUGUUGUCAGAUUGUUAUGUGAAAAUGGAGCAGAUAUCAACUGGAAAGACAAAUCUGACAGGUCGAUCAUUACAGAGUCUGCUGUGUCAAAAUUUGACAGUGCUGAAAAGAUUCAGUAUCUCAUGGGUAGCAAUUGUUUUAGAAAUAUUGAUGAUGAGAAACAGAAUGCUCUAUACAGUGCUGUUUUGAAGGAAGAUGAGGAAGCGUUUGAAGUUUUAGUUGACAAUGGCAUCACUAUUAAUCAAAGAAGACAUGAUGGGGCCACUUUACUACAUGAUGCAGCAAGGCAUGGACUACAGCACUUGGUUUCUCGACUCAUGAAAAGGGGAGCGAGUGUUAUAAGCCAAGAUGACAAUGGGGACACACCACUGCAUUUGUAUUUAAUGAAUGAUUUCCAUGAUGAUCAGCUGGUAGAAGACAUGAUUAAUUCUGACAAAAGCAUUGUGAGAAUAUCAAAUAAUAAGAAUCAGAGUUUAUUGCAUUUAGCGAUAGCACUUAGCUGUAGUAAGUGUAUAUCUGGAAUGAAAGGACCAGAUGCAAAUGCUGCUUUGAAGCAUGGUUCUGAACAAGUCUCUCUUCAUCUUUCUCAGGGAACAUCACACAGAUGUUCAACUACACAAAGGUUAAUCCGUCUUGGAGUCAGUGUAAUUAUGCAAGAUUACAAUGGUAACACAGCAUUGUCGCUUGCAGUGAUGCAUGGAUGUAAGACUUGUGUCAGCAUGCUGUGUGAUAAUAAUGCGGAUCCUAAAGUUGUAAAUAAGGAUGGCUACUCAGCUUUACACAUUUCACUGAACUAUCCAGGUGUUGCGCAUAACCACCAAGUGGCUGAAAUCAUGUGUGCACAAACAGAUAUUCAAGAUAAAACUGAGAGGAAUGAAACAUCCCUACACCUGGCAGUCUCUCAGAAGUGCUUUAAUUGUGUGACAUUCCUUCUUGAAAAUGGUUUAAUGAAUCAUAUAAACCAUCAAGACAGAGUGGGUGAUACAGCUCUACAUAUUGCUCUCCAACAUGAUACAUUACCCUCCUAUACUACUUUGGUGGAAGGUACUAAUUAUGGACAACAUGGAGACCACAGUCAUGUAAUAUUACAGGCAUUGAUUGAGAAGGGGGCAGACGCAUGUAUAAAAAUCAACAAAGAUAAAACACCUCUCCACUGUGCAGCAUUGCGACAGUGUAUAGAGUGUGUUAAGCUGUUGCUUCCAGUGUCAGAUGUAAAAGCCCAGAAUAGUGAUGGUAAUACAGCUUUACACUGUAGUUUGAUGUCUGAUAAACCCCACUCUCAUGAAGUAAUACAAGCACUGGUUGAGAAGGGAGCUGAUGUAGGAAUCAAGAACAAGGAGGGUGAAAUACCUCUCCACUGUGCUGCAAGUGAACAGUGUGUAGAGUGUGUUAAGCUGUUGCUUCCAGUGUCAGAUGUAAAUGCCCAGGAUAGUGAUGGUGAUACAGCUUUACACUGUAGUGUGUUGUCUGAUAAACCCCACUCUCAUGAAGUAAUACAUGCACUGGUUGAGAAGGGAGCUGAUGUAGGAAUCAAGAACAAGAAGGAUAAAACACCUCUCCACUGUGCAGCAAGGCGACAGUGUAUAGAGUGUGUUAAGCUGUUGCUUCCAGUGUCAGAUGUAAAAGCCCAGGAUAGUAAUGGUAAUACAGCUUUACACUGUAGUUUGUUGUAUAAGCUCCACUCUCAUGAAGUAAUACAAGCACUGGUUGAGAAGGGAGAUGAUGUGGGAAUCAAGAACAAGAAGGAUAAAACACCUCUCCACUGUGCAGCAAGGCGACAGUGUAUAGAGUGUGUUAAGCUGUUGCUUCCAGUGUCAGAUGUAAAUGCCCAGGAUAGUGAUGGUGAUACAGCUUUACACUGUAGUUUGUUGUCUGAUAAACCCCACUGUCAUGAAGUAAUACAAGCACUGGUUGAGAAGGGAGCUGAUGUAGGAAUCAAGAACAAGAAAGAUCAAACACCUCUCCACUGUGCAGCAAGGCGACAGUGCAUGGAGUGUGUUAAGCUGUUUCUUCCAGUGUCAGAUGUAAAUGCCCAGGAUAGUGAUGGUAAUACAGCUUUACACUGUAUUUUGUUGUCGUAUAUCUCCCACUCUCAUGAAGUAAUACAAGCACUGGUUGAGAAGGGAGCUGAUGUAGGAAUCAAGAACAAGAAGGAUAAAACACCUCUCCACUGUGCAGCAAGGCGACAGUGUAUAGAGUGUGUUAAGCUGUUGCUUCCAGUGUCAGAUGUAAAUGCCCAGGAUAGUGAUGGUAAUACAGCUUUACACUGUAUUUUGUUGUCGUAUAUCUCCCACUCUCAUGAAGUAAUACAAGCACUGGUUGAGAAGGGAGCUGAUGUAAGAAUCAAGAACAAGGAGGGUAAAACACCUCUCCACUGUGCAGCAAGGCAACAGUGUCUAGAGUGUGUUAAGCUGUUGCUUCCAGUGUCAGAUGUAAAUGCCCAGGAUAGUGAUGGUGAUACAGCUUUACACUGUAGUGUGUUGUCUGAUAAACCCCACUCUCAUGAAGUAAUACAAACACUGGUUGAGAAGGGAGCUGAUGUAGGAAUCAAGAACAAGAAAGAUCAAACACCUCUCCACUGUGCAGCAAGGCGACAGUGCAUGGAGUGUGUUAAGCUGUUUCUUCCAGUGUCAGAUGUAAAUGCCCAGGAUAGUGAUGGUAAUACAGCUUUACACUGUAGUUUGUUGUCUGAUGAAGGCCACUCUCAUGAAGUAAUACAAGCACUGGUUGAGAAGGGAGCUGAUGUAGGAAUCAAAAACAAGGAGGGUGAAACACCUCUCCACUGUGCUGCAAGUGAACAGUGUGUAGAGUGUGUUAAGCUGUUGCUUCCAGUGUCAGAUGUAAAUGCCCAGGAUAGUGAUGGUAAUACAGCUUUACACUGUAUUUUGUUGUCGUAUAUCUCCCACUCUCAUGAAGUAAUACAAGCACUGGUUGAGAAGGGAGCUGAUGUAGGAAUCAAGAACAAGGAGGGUAAAACACCUCUCCACUGUGCAGCAAGGCAACAGUGUCUAGAGUGUGUUAAGCUGUUGCUUCCAGUGUCAGAUGUAAAUGCCCAGGAUAGUGAUGGUGAUACAGCUUUACACUGUAGUUUGUUGUCUGAUAAACCCCACUCUCAUGAAGUAAUACAAACACUGGUUGAGAAGGGAGCUGAUGUAGGAAUCAAGAACAAGAAAGAUCAAACACCUCUCCACUGUGCAGCAAGGCGACAGUGCAUGGAGUGUGUUAAGCUGUUUCUUCCAGUGUCAGAUGUAAAUGCCCAGGAUAGUGAUGGUGAUACAGCUUUACACAGUAGUUUGUUGUCUGAUAAACCCCACUCUCAUGAAGUAAUACAAGCACUGGUUGAGAAGGGAGCUGAUGUAGGAAUCAAGAACAAGAAGGAUAAAACACCUCUCCACUGUGCAGCAAUGCGACAGUGUAUAGAGUGUGUUAAGCUGUUGCUUCCAGUGUCAGAUGUAAAUGCCCAGGAUAGUGAUGGUAAUACAGCUUUACACUGUAUUUUGUUGUCGUAUAUCUCCCACUAUCAUGAAGUAAUACAAGCACUGGUUGAGAAGGGAGCUGAUGUAGGAAUCAAGAACAAGGAGGGUGAAACACCUCUCCACUGUGCUGCAAGGCAACAGUGUAUAGAGUGUGUUAAGCGGUUUCUUCCAGUGUCAGAUGUAAAUGCCCAGGUUAGUGAUGGUAAUACAGCUUUACACAAUUGUUUUAUUUUCUCUGAUUAUAAACCCCACUCUCAUGAAGUAAUACAAGCACUGGUUGAGAAGGGAGCUGAUGUAGGAAUCAAGAACAAGGAGGGUGAAAUACCUCUCCACUGUGCUGCAAGUGAACAGUGUGUAGAGUGUGUUAAGCUGUUUCUUCCAGUGUCAGAUGUAAAUGCCCAGGAUAGUGAUGGUGAUACAGCUUUACACUGUAGUGUGUUGUCUGAUAAACCCCACUCUCAUGAAGUAAUACAAGCACUGGUUGAGAAGGGAGCUGAUGUAGGAAUCAAGAACAAGGAGGGUGAAAUACCUCUCCACUGUGCUGCAAGUAAACAGUGUGUAGAGUGUGUUAAGCUGUUUCUUCCAGUGUCAGAUGUAAAUGCCCAGGAUAGUGAUGGUGAUACAGCUUUACACAGUAGUGUGUUGUCUGAUGAAGGCCACUGUCAUGAAGUAAUACAAACACUGGUUGAGAAGGGAGCUGAUGUAGGAAUCAAGAACAAGGAGGGUGAAACACCUCUCCACUGUGCAGCAAGGCGACAGUGUAUAGAGUGUGUUAAGCUGUUGCUUCCAGUGUCAGAUGUAAAUGCCCAGGAUAGUGAUGGUGAUACAGCUUUACACAGUAGUGUGUUGUCUGAUGAAGGCCACUGUCAUGAAGUAAUACAAACACUGGUUGAGAAGGGAGCUGAUGUAGGAAUCAAGAACAAGGAGGGUGAAAUACCUCUCCACUGUGCUGCAAGUAAACAGUGUGUAGAGUGUGUUAAGCUGUUGCUUCCAGUGUCAGAUGUAAAUGCCCAGGAUAGUGAUGGUGAUACAGCUUUACACUGUAGUGUGUUGUCUGAUGAAGGCCACUGUCAUGAAGUAAUACAAACACUGGUUGAGAAGGGAGCUGAUGUAGGAAUCAAGAACAAGGAGGGUGAAAUACCUCUCCACUGUGCUGCAAUUGAACAGUGUGUAGAGUGUGUUAAGCUGUUGCUUCCAGUGUCAGAUGUAAAUGCCCAGGAUAGUGAUGGUGAUACAGCUUUACACAGUAGUUUGUUGUCUGAUAAACCCCACUCUCAUGAAGUAAUACAAGCACUGGUUGAGAAGGGAGCUGAUGUAGGAAUCAAGAACAAGAAGGAUAAAACACCUCUCCACUGUGCAGCAAGGCAACAGUGUCUAGAGUGUGUUAAGCUGUUGCUUCCAGUGUCAGAUGUAAAUGCCCAGGAUAGUGAUGGUGAUACAGCUUUACACUGUAGUGUGUUGUCUGAUGAAGGCCACUGUCAUGAAGUAAUACAAACACUGGUUGAGAAGGGAGCUGAUGUAGGAAUCAAGAACAAGAAAGAUCAAACACCUCUCCACUGUGCAGCAAGGCGACAGUGCAUGGAGUGUGUUAAGCUGUUUCUUCCAGUGUCAGAUGUAAAUGCCCAGGAUAGUGAUGGUGAUACAGCUUUACACUGUAGUUUGUUGUCUGAUAAACCCCACUCUCAUGAAGUAAUACAAGCACUGGUUGAGAAGGGAGCUGAUGUAGGAAUCAAGAACAAGAAGGAUAAAACACCUCUCCACUGUGCAGCAAGGCAACAGUGUCUAGAGUGUGUUAAGCUGUUGCUUCCAGUGUCAGAUGUAAAUGCCCAGGAUAGUGAUGGUGAUACAGCUUUACACUGUAGUGUGUUGUCUGAUAAACCCCACUCUCAUGAAGUAAUACAAGCACUGGUUGAGAAGGGAGCUGAUGUAAGAAUCAAGAACAAGGAGGGUAAAACACCUCUCCACCAUGUCCACUGUGCUGCAAGUGAACAGUGUGUAGAGUGUGUUAAGCUGUUGCUUCCAGUGUCAGAUGUAAAUGCCCAGGAUAGUGAUGGUGAUACAGCUUUACACUGUAGUGUGUUGUCUGAUAAACCCCACUCUCAUGAAGUAGUACAAGCACUGGUUGAGAAGGGAGCUGAUGUAGGAAUCAAGAACAAGGAGGGUGAAACACCUCUCCACUGUGCAGCAAGGCAACAGUGUCUAGAGUGUGUUAAGCUGUUGCUUCCAGUGUCAGAUGUAAAUGCCCAGGAUAGUGAUGGUGAUACAGCUUUACACAGUAGUGUGUUGUCUGAUGAAGGCCACUGUCAUGAAGUAAUACAAACACUGGUUGAGAAGGGAGCUGAUGUAGGAAUCAAGAACAAGAAAGAUCAAACACCUCUCCACUGUGCAGCAAGGCGACAGUGCAUGGAGUGUGUUAAGCUGUUUCUUCCAGUGUCAGAUGUAAAUGCCCAGGAUAGUGAUGGUGAUACAGCUUUACACUGUAGUUUGUUGUCUGAUAAACCCCACUCUCAUGAAGUAAUACAAGCACUGGUUGAGAAGGGAGCUGAUGUAGGAAUCAAGAACAAGAAGGAUAAAACACCUCUCCACUGUGCAGCAAGGCAACAGUGUCUAGAGUGUGUUAAGCUGUUGCUUCCAGUGUCAGAUGUAAAUGCCCAGGAUAGUGAUGGUGAUACAGCUUUACACUGUAGUGUGUUGUCUGAUAAACCCCACUCUCAUGAAGUAAUACAAGCACUGGUUGAGAAGGGAGCUGAUGUAAGAAUCAAGAACAAGGAGGGUAAAACACCUCUCCACCAUGUCCACUGUGCUGCAAGUGAACAGUGUGUAGAGUGUGUUAAGCUGUUGCUUCCAGUGUCAGAUGUAAAUGCCCAGGAUAGUGAUGGUGAUACAGCUUUACACUGUAGUGUGUUGUCUGAUAAACCCCACUCUCAUGAAGUAGUACAAGCACUGGUUGAGAAGGGAGCUGAUGUAGGAAUCAAGAACAAGGAGGGUGAAACACCUCUCCACUGUGCUGCAAGGCAACAGUGUAUAGAGUGUAAUGAUAUGAUUCUGGUAGAUUGACAU
This is a messenger RNA of Haliotis rufescens (red abalone), 9793 nucleotides long. RefSeq lists its product as uncharacterized. Bases 260 to 9790 code for a protein of 3176 amino acids. The record is from RefSeq and is a predicted model, not a curated record. The transcript is spliced from 5 exons. Gene Ontology annotation, molecular function: protein binding. Lineage: Eukaryota; Metazoa; Mollusca; Gastropoda; Lepetellida; Haliotidae.